CGGGCGCAGGGGGGAUCCGGCCGAGCCGAGCCGAGCCGAGCCGAGCCUGGCGGCUCCGCCACGGCCCGUCCUCCGGCCCCGCUCCCGAAAUGCCAUUCUCCUGAGUGUGUAAGGAACCUACAGAACUGUAAUGUCUAACCCUACAUGGAAUAACAACUCUUGGAAGUUUUUUGGGCUGUACCUGACUCUGUGCAAAACUUAAAUCGGCUGCAGCUCCUUCUGCUAAGGAUCAGCCUUGGUACAGAAACAGUGGUAGUUAAAAGGCACAUGAGAACAUCAGAAACACCUGGUUUUGUGCCUAGGUUUCACUCAUAGAGAGCGCUAACGUAACUCCUGGCAGCCUCAAAUCUCACUGCUAGCAGCUACUUCCCUCCAAAGCCUGAUGUGGUGCUAACAAGCAGAGAGAUCUUGUGCGUCCUGUUUACAUGGAGCUGGGAAGACAGCGUGUUCCGUGGGAGGUGCCAAGGUAGAGCUGCAGUUGGAUAAAAGAUUUUAGGUGGCAGAGACACGGUGAAGCUGAGUGUGGGGCAGGCAGAGCUGAUGGGGGAGCCUGGGGUGUAGCCCAGGAUGGACUGGCUGUGACGAGGACGUGCCUUAGCCGCAGAGGUCGUUACCAUGAAGAGUUCCUGCAGAGCUGGCCUCCACAGGGAACCGCUGACUUCCACAUCCUCCACCUUCCAUCAGGGCAAACGGGUUUCUGGUAUGCACUUAAAGCCAUAUCUCAAGUUACAGAAGAAAGAGCGAUCCCCAGAAAUAAGCCAGGAUUCCCUCCGAGGCCACCAGGAACCAGCACAAGGAGAAAAAUUCACCAACUGCACCAAACUGAGCGUUUUCCCAAAACCCUCCCUGGUGGCUCCAUCUCAAAAGCUUCUGGGGUUUAUUUAUCCAAAUACUAUGUGCAAUAUGAACGGGAAAGGCCCGGCGGACGCUCCGAGUGCAAGGGACAAGAAGAACGCCCUGUCUGCCACCAUCCACCAGGGAGAAGAAGGGGAAGGACCUCUGGAUGUGUGGGCUGUGGUGAAACCUGGCAACACCAAGGAGAAAAUCGCCUUCUUCGCAGCCCAGCAGUGCGGCAGCGGCACCCGCACGGGCUCCAUGAAAAUCAAGAGCACGUGGGACAUCGAUGGGAGAACGGCCAAACGCAGGAAAAAAUCGGUGGAUCUUAAAAAAGCCAAAAUCCAACUGGAAAGAAUGAGGGAGGCCAACUCCAGGUGCUCCCAGCCGGAGCCGUUCGCCUGCGGCAUCGAGCACUGCUCGGUGCACUCGGGCGGCGACGGCACCGAGGGCGCCUUCCCGGGCCGCUCGCUGUCUGUCAUAGAGAUGGUGGCUUUCCUGGAGCAGCGGGCCAGCGCCCUGCUGGUGGACUGUGCCAAGACCUGCACGGCCACCAGGCUGAGCUCCCAGCCCAGGGCCACCCUGCCCAGCCCCGAGCCCUUGUCCCCGGGCGGGGCGGGCGAGGCGGAGCCGCAGGGCGAGCCCGUGCGCGUGCUGGACAUGGUGGCCAGGCUGGAGUCCGAGUGCCUGAGGCGGCAGAGCGAGGCCGGGAGCCUCUCCCGCAACAACAGCUUCCGCAGGAACGUGGGCAGGGUGCUCCUGGCCAGCGGCACCCAGGCCGAGGGGGACGUGGGGAAGGGGGUCCCGCCCCGGGGGGACGGCACGGGGGAGGCAGGGGUGGCAGAGGCCGGGUACGGAGGUCGCUGCGGCCCCCUGGGUGACACCGAGCUGUGGGAUGGCGCUGCCUCUGCCCAGCAGCCGUUUCCUUCGGGGCUGGAUACCCGCGUGGGGAAUGUGAAUUCGGGACUUGCCCGGGCGGUGUUGGCCAUGACAGCUGGCAGGAGUGACGCUGAAACGCGGAUGGAGCCCCCCGGGGCUCUGCUGGCCCCGUGUCCCGCUGCUGCUGCCAGGCUGCCGCCGGAUCCCCUGCAGAGCAAGAACGCGACUGUUGAUUGUACGGCGAAAGAGCCUGUAAUUUUCCCAAAGCAUCCUGCUAGGAAGGAGCCCUUGUGCAUCAGUAUAUCGGUCACCAAGACAGAGGAAGGGUGCAGGAAGGAGAAGCUCUCCGGUUCUGGUGAGGAGUCACUGCCAGGGAGGCUGUUUUUCCUCCAGGGUGAGCAGCCUGCUGCUCACGAGCAACAGCCACGGCGGGAGAGUCCCCAGGAGAAGCCAGGGGAAGUAGCCCAAAAUGAGGAUGAGGAUGCUCUGGCAUCUGGUAGGUCGUGUGUCAGAAGCAGUGUCCCUACAGAGCCAUCGGCCCCUUCUGUCCCUGCCACAGAAGGGGCUUUGCAAGUACUUGAUGCCUCCUGCCUAAAGCGGCAGGUUUCACAUGACUUUCUGGAGACCAGGUUUAAAAUCCAGCAGCUCUUGGAGCCUCAGCAGUACAUGGCCUUCUUGCCUCACCACAUCAUCGUGAAGAUCUUUGGGUUGCUUCCCACCAGGAGCCUGGUUGCCCUAAAAUGCACUUGCUACUACUUCAAGUUCAUCAUUGAGUACUACAACAUCAGGCCGGCCGACUCGCGCUGGGUGCGCGACCCUCGCUACCGGGAGGACCCCUGCAAGCAGUGCAAGAAGAAAUACGUCAAGGGGGACGUGUCCCUGUGCAGGUGGCACCCCAAGCCCUACUGCCAGGCCCUGCCCUACGGGCCUGGCUACUGGAUGUGCUGUCACCGCUCCCAGAAGGGCAUCCCUGGCUGUAAGCUGGGUCUCCAUGACAAUCACUGGGUCCCUGCCUGCCACAGCUUUAACCGCGCCAUCCACAAGAAAACCCGAGGGGCUGGAGCAGAGGUGGAAGAGGAAUAUUAGUGCACAAACACUUUCCUGCAAGAUUGAGAUUGUUUGGGAGAGGAGGAGGAGGAGAUUCUCAUGCCUUGUGCUGUUUACAGUGUAUAUAAUUGUCGUGAUUUUUUUUUUUUUUUCUCCACAGGGCUAUGAAACUGCACAUACUCAAACACAAGAGCCUUUACCUUUUAGAUUAAAAGAGAGCUUUUAGUCCAUCUCUGUAAAUAACACUAUAAAAACUAAUUGUACAUACAGAGUCUACAGCUGGCUGAACAAGGUAACCCCUACAAUGCAGCUAUCCCAGUGUUGCGGCUAUAGGUGUGUGUGUUUUUAAGUGUCUUGUUUCAAAAUCUGUAUAUCCUGUAUAAUAUAUGAAUGUUUCUGAGAAGAAACUCUAAAUAGGUAAAGGUCAACUUGUUUAAAGAAGCUGCAGACAACUUAACUGGACAACCUGAAACUUAGACUAUAGAACAGAUCCAUUAUAGUAGCGUGGCAGUGGAUUAAAAAAAGAAAAAAAAGAAAAGAGAGGAAUAUUAUUGUAUAGUCAGAAUAUAAAAAAAGUUCUUGUCUACCUUACCCAUGUUGUCUGGUUGGGUUUUUUUUUUUUACAUGAAUAAAAUGUGCAUUCUAGAUCUGCCUUACCAGACUUUCUCUUGUAAGACUUUUGCCCCAAAAUAAAAAAUGCUGUAAAACACGUGGCAGAAACUUGGUGCUGUGCUGUAGUUCAGACGUGCAAUGUGCUUUCUCUAGGAAACCUCUCCUCCUACUAACAAAGGAACAAACCCCCCCCAAUCUCUAGUACUUGGAGAACUCCCUGCUGUAACAAUCAGAGAUUCCAGCUUUUCCUUCUGCCUGCAGCAGAGGCUUCUUUCCUUGGGAAUUCUGGUGCUAGGUGCACUUUCUGGUCCUCUUGCUCCUUGGCUCUUGCCUGGGCACCUGUGCUGUUCCCUGGAUGCUCGAGGAUGGAGUGUGGGUCCAGCAGGAUGAGUGUGGAGUUGCCUUGGCUCUGUGAUGUGCUGCAAGCUUUCCUAUCAGCUCUGGAUGGAAUUUUUUCCUUGCAAGAAGACUCCUUGCAGUGCUUUGCCUGCCCUGCUGCAGCCCUGGCCUCUCCCUCUGCCGUGGGUUGGUGCUUUCCAGGGCAGCUGCAGAGCUUUGUGUCGGAUGAGCGGCGCUUCCUCGCACUGAGAAUGGGAGCACAGAGUGUGGCAUCCAUGGCAGAGUUUCCCUGGAUCCUUUCCUGUCCUGCAGUGCUGUGAGCCAGACCUCAGCCUCCUGCUGCAGCCCUCGCAGGGUGGAUGGUUUGGAAGCCUGGGAAUGGACCCUGGCCAGGGGAGCAGCUCAGCCAGGGGAGCAGCAGCCGCGUUCCCGGAGCCCAGCAGAGCGUGGCAGCCCCGCCUUUGCCCUGGCCCCAUCCCUCCCGUGCCCCUCUUGGUGCUGUUGCUGUUCCUCUGCCCCUUCUCAGGGCACAGAUGGACUCCUGGCUCUCACCAUUCCAAAUCUCUGACCUGGUGCAAGAAGAGCCGGUGCCACCUUCCCAUGGGGUCACCUCUGCUCUGCAACCCCCAAGGAGCUGCUGGAAAGGGCAGGGAAGGGGUGGCCCUGCCCCUGGCUCAUCCUGUUCUCUGUCCUUUGCUGUGGAAAGCUGCUGGCUGUGGGGCCAGGCUGAGCCAGCCACCUCCACCUGCCCUGGGCUCACAGGGAGUGACUCACCUGGUUUGGAGCAUGAGGAGGACAAAAGGCUUUGAAGGCUUUUGUUCUUUCCUUUAACAGUGGGAGAAGGAAAAUCAAGCCCUGACAGCCUGAAAUGUGGGUUUGGUGAGCUGAGGCUUUUCAGGGAAGUUUAAAGGAUGUGCUGGGUUUAUAUUUUGCCUUCACCUGCUCCUGCCACCCACCGGGUGUCAUCCACCCCUCCCCGAGCUGCUCAGCCUCCCUGCACUGCAGACAUGAUGACAACCAGGAGGAAUGAAAUUAGGAAUCUAAAAGAAGGGUGUGGCCACCUUGUAAUCGGCUGGGAAGAGGGAGAGGAAGAGUAGGAUCCCUCCUUAACCCCUGACUUCAUCCCCUAACGGGGCUCAGGCUUCACCCAAAGUCCCCUCUGCUCCCUCAGCUGCACCUGGACCAGCAGCACAAACAAGCCCCAGGCUGUUGUUUUGCCAAAGCCAUCGGCAUCAAAAGCCUUCAGCUUAAUUCUGAUGAGGGGAAAAGGGAAAGAAGCUGCUUUCCUGCUCCCCCACCCAAGACUCUGGAAAACUUGAGGCUGACAGCAACAAGGAAAGUCCCUGCAAGGCUGGAAUGGAGUGGCAGAGGAAAAUAUUUUGUAAUUAGAUAAGGGGCCAGUGAGGUCAUUUUAUUUGGAACAGGGUGUGAGAUUUUGGUCACCUUUGUUGAACAAGGGGAAAAAUGAGGAUAAAAUAAUAUCAUGAGGCUGUUUUGUUCUUGGAGCAGGUAAAGCCAGAGGACAACUUGCUGCCUCCCCUACCCCAUCCCUGCCCCCAGGCUGGCUGGGGACAUGGGCUGGUUUAUACAUCAUUUAUUACAUUGUCUGCUGGAACUGUCCCUCCUGCACAGCAUUGCUGUUAAAAAUUGUUUCACAGAGCAAGCUUUUACAUCCAGAAAUGAGUUGGUUCUGAGUGUUGCCAUGCUGAGCUGCCUGCAGGCAUUUUUUUUUCUCCUGUAACAUUGUAAAAUGCAGAUUUCUGUUUCCUUAAGGGAUGGUUCAGGGAAAAGCCAAGGUCUGAUGAAUGUUAGGGUUUUGGGUUAAUUGGAAGCAAUUAAAAAAAAAUAAAAUCCAGUGUUGGAUUUACAAA
This is a messenger RNA of Agelaius phoeniceus (red-winged blackbird), 5582 nucleotides long. RefSeq names its product F-box protein 34 (gene FBXO34). Gene Ontology annotation, molecular function: protein binding. Lineage: Eukaryota; Metazoa; Chordata; Aves; Passeriformes; Icteridae. The record is from RefSeq and is a predicted model, not a curated record.